Anopheles nili is the source of this 807-nucleotide messenger RNA. RefSeq names its product protein A16-like. The coding region runs from base 20 to 532 and encodes 170 amino acids. The transcript has 3 exons. The record is from RefSeq and is a predicted model, not a curated record. NCBI's taxonomy places the organism in Eukaryota, Metazoa, Arthropoda, Insecta, Diptera, Culicidae.
GAAACCCUUCGUUGCUGUUAUGCUGGGAGCGUGCAUUGGUUUGUCAUUCGCGCUGUCGAUGGAAAGGACUGCAAAAAGCCAACCAGAACUAGAGAAUUUCUUGGCGGAGAUAAGUGCAGAAUUCGCUGCUGAUGCACGGCAGGGGCGCUUCUUGGAGCCUGCAUAUUUUGCUGUUAGGAAGAAACGUUACUUUAUCGGUACUGGUGGUGUGGGUUCCUUUUUUUAUGCCUGGCGCAGGUGCAUUGAUGCUGGAAAAUCCUUGGCAACGAUCGAGAGCGAAGAAGAUCAAAGAAAGCUGGAAGCUUUGACAGCACCAUAUAACUCAGAUUACUGGAUCGCAGCUACUAGUUUGGGCAAUGCUGAUGCAAAUCUUACGUGGAUAACUAGCGAUCUGCCGGUACUAACAGCACCGUCGUCAUUAAACGUAAAUGAUGAUAGCUGCAUCAGUUUGCAUUCGUCUGGCGAAUGGCACAAUAAUGAUUGCUUCGAUGAAGAUAUUGCAUACUCCUACCUUUGCGAAUCGUACGUCUAGAAUAAACGGCGACCUGUUGAAUUGUGCACAAGAUAAAAUUCCAGUAGUGUAUGCUUGAACAUUAAGUAAAAUUGAGAUAUUAUUAUGUUUCAUUGAUUGUACUUUAUACUUUGACAGUUUGGUGAUAGAUAUAUAUUUAAUCACUAGCAAAAGCGUUGUUUUACGAACAUAUAUUCGUUGGUUAGACAAUAACGUAGGUUUUUUCAUUGAUAUCACGAGGAUCCGCUUUAGUUAAUAGCUAUUGUUUGAACUGAUACGGGAUGUUUGGAUAAUAA